Molecule: messenger RNA, 2381 nt
Organism: Silurus meridionalis
Lineage: Eukaryota; Metazoa; Chordata; Actinopteri; Siluriformes; Siluridae
Gene: capn8
Product: calpain 8
Biological process (GO): proteolysis
Cellular component (GO): cytoplasm
Molecular function (GO): calcium ion binding; calcium-dependent cysteine-type endopeptidase activity
Source: RefSeq, a predicted model, not a curated record
GCACACAAGCUGCACAGUGAAACAGACGCUUUUCAUCACACUCUCAAAAGACUAGCCAAAGCUUGAGACUAGGCUUGUGUCAAGAUGUCUAACAUCGCCAAUGUGCUGGCCAAGAGGAAGGACAAAGAGGAAGGACUGGGAGGCAAUGAUAAUGCCGUUUCUUUCAAAAAACAGGAUUUUGAGACACUCCGGAGUGAGUGCUUGGCAAGUGGCAAACUCUUCUGUGACCCCACUUUCCCUGCAGAAGUCAGCUCUUUAGGAUUUAACCAGCUGGGGAAACAUUCCUCCAAGAAUGGAGUGGAAUGGAAAAGACCAUCGGAUCUUUGCCCGAAUCCUCAGUUCAUUUGUGAUGGCGCUACGAGGACUGACAUCCGCCAGGGAGCUCUAGGUGACUGCUGGCUCCUGGCGGCUAUUGCCUCUUUGACUCUGGAUGCUGAAAUUCUCGGGCGUGUUGUUCCCGCUGAUCAGAGUUUCACUGAAAAGUAUGCUGGCAUCUUUCACUUCCAGAUUUGGCAUUAUGGUGAGUGGGUGGACGUUGUCAUUGAUGACCGACUACCUACAAAAAAUGGUCAGUUGGUGUUUGUUCACUCAGAAGAAGGGAACGAGUUUUGGAGUGCCCUGCUGGAGAAAGCCUACGCAAAGGUAAACAGCUCAUAUGAAGCUCUUUCAGGAGGCUCCACCACAGAGGGCUUUGAGGAUUUUACCGGUGGAAUUGCCGAGACCUACGAACUGCUGAGGCCCCCCCCAACUCUGUUCAAUAUCAUCAGGAAGGCAUUGGAUCGGGGAUCUCUGCUCGGCAGCUCUAUAGAUAUUAGCAGUGCAUAUGAAACUGAAGCAGUGACCAGACAGAAGCUGGUGAAGGGACACGCCUACUCCAUCACGGGAGCAGAAGUGGUUCAUGUCUCUGGGAGCCCGGUUCAACUUGUGCGCCUGAGAAAUCCAUGGGGACAAGUGGAGUGGACCGGAGCUUGGAGUGACAAUUCUGGAGAGUGGGACCAAGUGCUGCCAGAGGAGAAGAGCAAACUCGAUUACUCGGCAGAAGAUGGAGAAUUCUGGAUGGCUUAUUCGGAUUUUGUGCAGCAGUACUCUAAGUUGGAGAUCUGUAACUUGACUCCGGAUACUCUGACAAAUGAAGGCAUCGCUCGCUGGAGCUUUCAUCAGUUUGAGGGCACUUGGAAGAUUGGCUCUACCGCUGGUGGCUGCAGAAACAACGCAGCAACCUUUUGCUCAAACCCCCAGUAUGUGAUAAAGCUGGAGGAGACAGACGAUGAUCCCCACGACGGUGUAGACGGCUGCUCGUUUUUGGUCGGCCUAAUGCAGAAAGAUAUGCGCCAGGAGAAGCAGUUUGGACGAGACCUCAACACAAUCGGCUUUGCAAUCUAUAAGGUUCCUGAUCAGUAUAAAGGUCAAAAUAACAUUCACCUCGGCCCAGACGUCUUGCUGCGCCAGAGAGCCGUGGCCAUGAGCGACACCUUCAUAAAUAUGCGGGAGGUUUGCUGCCGUUUCAAACUGCCACCCGGUGAAUACGUCAUCAUUCCUUCUACAUUCGAGCCACACCGCAAGGGAUCCUUCAUACUUCGUGUGUUUGCUGAGAAGCAGGCCAGUGCCAGCCCAAUGGAGACUGAUAUCAGCGCCAAUAUUAAAAAGGAAAAGAUCUCACAGAAAGAUGUGGACCCUCAUUUCCAAACCCUCUUUAAGCAGAUUGCUGGAAAUGAUUCUGAAAUCUCUGCAGUAGAGCUGCAGAAGAUUCUGGACAAAAUUGUGUCUCAACGAACUGACCUGAAGACGGAUGGCUUCACCAUUGAUACUUGCCGCCAUAUUGUCAGCCUAUUGGACAAAGACGGCAACGGGACCCUCGGGCUGAUGGAGUUUCACGCAUUCUGGUUAAAGCUACAGAAUUAUGUGGAGAUCUUCAAGCGCCAUGACACCGAUAACUCUGGCACCAUUAGCUCCCAUGAGCUGAGAGAUGCUCUCAACAAAGCAGGAUUCCAGCUGAACACACACGUUCUGGAGGUGAUCGUCCUUCGCUACUCAGAUCCGCAAAGCGCCGUUGACUUCGAUUCCUUCGUAGGCUGCGCAAUCCGUCUGGAGCUGCUUUUCGUUAUGUUCAACAAGUUUGAUAAGAACAAAACUGGCAAGAUUGAGCUGGAUAUUAUGCAGUGGUUAUGCUUGGCACUAAGCUGAAUUCCCUCAGACCUGUACAAUCCACGGUGUACUGAGAAGGCAACAACACGAUUUAUUCCACGCCCAUUAGGCCUUUUAACCAAACAGGAUGAAAAUUAUUGUUUGAUUUACUAUAUUUUGUUAUCGAAUCCGGUUUUAGGUAUUUGUUUGGACAGAUCAUAACAUGAAACACAAUAAUAAAUGCUAAUUGAACCCUG